This is a messenger RNA of Etheostoma spectabile (orangethroat darter), 1378 nucleotides long. It is a transcript of the gene tspan10, whose product is annotated as tetraspanin 10. Gene Ontology annotation, cellular component: plasma membrane. NCBI's taxonomy places the organism in Eukaryota, Metazoa, Chordata, Actinopteri, Perciformes, Percidae. The transcript has 3 exons. Bases 239 to 1234 code for a protein of 331 amino acids. The record is from RefSeq and is a predicted model, not a curated record.
CAUUCUUGCGUGUGUGAGUCUCUCACACAUGCUUUGAUAACCGCCUAAUCCCCUCACUGUGACUCUCACAUGAUGAAGAAAUCCCACAACUCACUGCAGCCAGAGGCUAAACACUUCAUGGUUUCUCCACUUUAGCUCACAUGCUCCUUUGUUCAUUUUGGAGCAAAUGCUCCCCCCAUGCUCCACUUUAGCUUGUGUCAUUCUGACCAGCUAAAACACAGGGAGAAUCGUUACCAACAUGAAGAGAUAUUUCAGUACAACAAGAAUUUACUUGCCGUGGUCGAGGAGGGACACCACACAUAAUGAGUCUAGUCCGCUCAUUCCAAAGAAGGCAAGCUCGGAAAAAGAGGACAUUGAGGAGCUUGGCAAUGUCACCCCUGAAUUACACCAAGCAGGGCCAAACAACGGACAAGACAACAACAGCCCUGCAUUCACAAGCAUCCAACCACACUACAGAUAUUCAUUUAUGGACUAUUUCCUGAAAUACUUUCUGUUCCUGUGCAAUCUAGUGUUCACAGUUCUGGGCCUGGUGGUCCUUGGUCUGGGUAUGUGGGGCCUAAUUAGCAAAGAGUCGUUUGCUCAGGAAAAGAUCGGCAAUAUCGGCACUGACCCAAUGCUGAUACUUGUGACUCUGGGCUUUGUGCUAACUAUGCUGUGUCUGUCAGGCUGCGUGGGCGCCAUAAGAGAGAACUGCUCUUUACUGAAGCUGUUCUCUGCAGCAGUAUUGGUGCUCAUCUCAGGCCAGGUUCUGGCUGCCAUUGUUGCCUACAGUCUGCAAGAUCAGGUUGGAGGCUACCUGCGAUCAGGGAUGUUAGCUGCAAUGGUGCGCUACCAGGAUGAUCUGGAUCUGAGGUUCAUCACGGACGAGAUUCAGACAAAUCUGCAGUGUUGUGGGGCAGAUAACUACCGUGACUGGGAGCACAACAUAUAUUACAACUGCUCAGCUCCAGGAGUGCUGGCUUGUGGCGUGCCAGCAACAUGCUGUGUGGAUCCUUUGGAGAACGGCACAGUGUGGAACUCUCAGUGUGGUUUAGGAGCCCAGCUGCUGGAUGAGUUUAGUGCUCAGAGUGUGAUUUUCCUGGGCGGCUGUUUGGGGGGAAUGUCCCGCUGGAUCGAGCAGCAUGAAGGCCUGAUAGGGACAGUUGGAAUCGUCGUACUGGGCGUCCAGAUUCUGACUUUGUUUAUCACUACACGACUGUUAGAAAGCAUCCAAUGGCAUAAAGUUUACUUAUAACAUGGGGUGAUGAAAACAUUGUUUGCUGAUAUUUAUUGUUUGCUACGUGGUUUCUCUUUUGUAGUAAACAUACUGUACCCCUCAACCAUAAGAACAAAAAUCUUAUUUAUAAGGAAACUAAUUUCAAUGUGUCAAAGUGACAGA